This is a messenger RNA of Hibiscus syriacus, 411 nucleotides long. Its product is annotated as glyceraldehyde-3-phosphate dehydrogenase, cytosolic-like. The transcript has 4 exons. Lineage: Eukaryota; Viridiplantae; Streptophyta; Magnoliopsida; Malvales; Malvaceae. Bases 37 to 411 code for a protein of 124 amino acids. Gene Ontology annotation, molecular function: oxidoreductase activity, acting on the aldehyde or oxo group of donors, NAD or NADP as acceptor. The record is from RefSeq and is a predicted model, not a curated record.
GUUAUUCAUGACAAAUUCGGUAUUGUUGAGGGUCUCAUGACUACUGUACACUCGAUCACUGCUACCCAGAAGACUGUUGAUGGUCCAUCAAUGAAGGACUGGAGAGGUGGUAGAGCUGCUUCCUUCAAUAUCAUUCCCAGCAGCACUGGAGCUGCCAAGGCUGUUGGCAAAGUGUUGCCAGCAUUGAAUGGUAAGCUGACUGGAAUGGCUUUCCGUGUUCCCACUGUUGAUGUCUCAGUGGUUGACCUCACUGUGAGGCUUGAGAAGAAGGCUUCUUACGAGGAUGUCAAGGCUGCUAUCAAGAAGGCAUCCGAGACCACAAUGAAGGGAAUUCUUGGUUACGUAGAUGAAGAUUUGGUCUCAACCGACUUUGUUGGAGAGAACAGGUGCAGUGCCGCAUUCUUCCAAUAA